AUGUCUCCUAGCCCUGUCCUUCGUCUUCCACCAGAGCUCAUUACCCAAGUUACCCAAAACCUGCUCGCAGACAGAGAGAGCUGGGCGCUUAGCGAACUGUCACUGACUCACUCUGCAUUUCGGGAGCCCAGCCAACGAGCGCUGCUUAGUAAUUUGGUCGUCACCUAUGAGGGAGGACCAAACUCGUCCGCUUCUUUUGGCGCGGAAGGCAUUCUGGAGCGUUUCCAAAGCAAUCCGCGGUUUGCUGGCUAUAUAAAGCACCUGACGAUAGAAAUGUUCUACGACAAAGAGCAGCAUGAAGCAGAGGAUUACGACGACAACAACCACCAUGACAUCUACAAAACAAUCGAGACAAUCCUGCAAAGCCUGACAGCCGUCCGCCAUCUGAAAAUCCAUGGCGACUCUAUGUACGGCUGGCAACCACAACUUCGUGGGCUUGAACGUCUGAAGACAGCCCGCGACUUCGUAGCUGCCCAUCGUGGACAAAUCAUCAGCCUGGAACUUGUUCAUUUCCAUGAUAUGCCUGUGCUCAUCCUAAAGGAGCUUUUCUCGAGUGUACAGCAUAUCAAACUGCACCAUGCUCUGGAUUAUAUGCGCCUGAAAUCUGACGACCCGGAGCAGCAUAUCACUACCAUCCAGCCCCUGAAAAGCCUCGAACUCUUGCACACUUCGAACGCCUACGACCUUUUCCUUCAACCAGAAUUUUCUCCAUUCGUAGUAGGCUCGCUCCGCGGCUUGUCCUACCUGUCGAGCUCUGCCUACGGCGACGAUGAACUGUGCAGUAUCACUGCAAAGACCCUUGAAUACCUCGUUUUCGACUUUACUGAGCUACGUAUACGCGGCGAAUCGACACAUCGCCCACUAUCACUUCCACCCGCAUUGCCCUGUCUUCGACACAUCCAACUGCAGGUCAGCUCUGAAUUCGGCCAUUAUCUGAACAUUGGACCGCGGUUCUUGUCUGCCCUCCUCUCCUCGACGGGCUGUCCGCAGCUCGAACUGAUCACCGUCAAGGUAGCAUGGAAUAUCAAGUCCACCAACGAAAUGGAUUUGUACCACUUCAAAAGCUUCGUGCAGCAGUUUGACGACAAGAUGGCUCUUCGGAUUGCGACAGGCGGUCGUGCCCCGAUAUGCUCGUGGCUGCUGGUAUUCCACUCCCGGGUUCCAUACGAAGGCCGCCCCAAGACCCUCGAGAUGAUUGUGGAAACUCUGAAGCAGGGAAUGAGCUAUGCCUUCCAGCGGGGCUUGUUGAAUUGGCGGCACACGGAGGAUUACAAGGAACUAAAGAUUGCCAGUAGACAGAGCGUAACGACGGUGUCUUCGUCGACUCUUCGAUUUGUCCUGGUUGAUCGAUAUCGAGUCGUGCAGUUUGAGUUGUUGCCCGACGAGCUCCUUUCCGAAAUCCUUACUCCAGCUUUGAGAGUAUCGGACGAGGAGUUCGCAUACAUUGGCAGCCUGCCAUUUGCCUACACCGAAUCCAAAUCCGCUUACUUACUCGUCUGCAAGAGCUGGCUGAGGGUUGCGACUGUGCUACUUUACAAUGUCGUCGUUCUCCGCUCCCGAGCACAAGCAAAAGCACUGGCCGACGCUAUUUCGAGCAAUCAGCAGCUCGGUGGAUUCAUCAAGAAGCUGCGAGUGGAUGGCGGUUAUGGCCCCUCCAUGCAUACCAUCCUGAAACUGUCGCCCAACAUUUCGGACCUUUACCUGACCUUCGAGGUCUUCACGGGCGAUAACACGGAUGGACUCUGCAAGGGCUUGGAACUCAUCAGUCCAACGCGCCUCAUCGUUUUUGAGCGGCCCGACCGCGUUAUGAUGAACAAGAUGGUCUUGAAUCUGGUUCAGGCGGUCAUAAAAGCCAUAAAAGGCUGGGAGAAACUGCGUGUCUUCCAAUAUUCUCACUGGCAAUGCCGCCAACGACUGGCCGCAAUCUCGGAUUCUCUUAACUUGGUUGCCUCAAUCGAGUCUGUCGUAGUCGAAAGCGUCUAUGAUGCCCAGAGAGCCCAAAAACUGCUUAAACCGUGUCCACUGCGCGAAAUUGUAAUCACCAAGCCUCUCGUCAACAACCUCCAUCUUCGCCUACAUGAAUUCGCAGAUUUUUUGGCCUCAGUAGACCCACCAAUCAAGUAUACUAUCAAGCAGGAUAGCAGGACACAAGAGCACAGAAGUCCCUCUGCUCCACCAGAACCGUUAUAUCUGACGUUCCGACCGUUUGCGACCGCGCCAAUCGAGGUCCAAAACACUCUUUGGUCGCGGAUCUUGUUUUGGGCGAUGCGGGUUCCUGAACGAGCGCAAGGAGCAAUAAUCAAGGACUCGUCGCACCUUCUCUGCGUCUCCAGACAGUUUUAUACCUUAGGAAUUCCUCAUUACUACACUCAUGUCGUAUUCCGGACCGAAGAAUGCGCUGCAAGGCUUACUCAUGUUCUUUUGAGACAUCCUACACUUGCCACUCAAAUUCAAACCAUUGGAAACGACCCCGAUCGCAGGCUCGGCUUGAUAGACGACGACUCAGACACAGAAGCAGCGGAGAUAGUCCCUUGUGCAUUUGAUGGUAGCGCUAUGGUGGCGGUCCUUUCCAGAGCAACAUCGCUCCGGAAAUUCUGGCUGUGCCGUCCCACUUUAAUCCACGGAGUCACCCUUUCCCGCGCUGCCUUCUGGGCCCUCGCUAUCAAUUCAGGCUCAUGUCUCGUCGAACUGUCGACUGCUCUCUUUAGUGCACUGACCCCGCUCGAGGCCGAUGUCUUUGAGCACUUUGAGGCCUUGCAAACACUCGAUUGGUGGUCUGAACAGCCGGUUGCCAUUUCAUCUGAUGUCAAGGAAGACUCGCUCGGAGCACUCUCUCGCAUGCAAGUCUAUAACGCGGACCCCUCAUUUUUUGAUGUCCUAUGCAAUUUCGACCUGUCAUCUCUGACCCAUCUCUCUGUGUAUCCCGAAUGCCCCGUUCCUUGUCGCGAGUUUUGGACCACUCGCCAGCAUGGAGCCCGCCUGGUUCACCUUGAAAUAGCGCCUCACAUCGUGCGAGUGGCCGACAUCUCCAUUCUAGAUGUGUGCCCAAAUUUGCACUCUCUAACGCUUUUAUUUCCCGUCUUUAAGGAUGACAAACCAUUGGGCGAAGGGGACCUCAUCGCGAGCCAGCCGACCACAACACUGACGAGCAUAAACUUCCAACUCUUGUUCCACUUUCGCUCUAAGGCACUCAAAACAGCAUGGAUCGACUACUUCCUCGCCUUUUCUCUCCAGUCGCUUCCGAAUUUGCGCGAAAUAGUGAUCUCGGAAGGCAUGUCGUGGCCGACGACAGCACGCGAAAUUGCCAAGAAUGGCUGGGUACGGGCAGCUGAGAGGUUUCUCAAGGCGGGUGUAUCGAUGGUUGAUGAGCAGGGACACAGAUGGCGAACGAGACUGAAAAUCAGCUCGAAGAGAAAAUAG
This is a messenger RNA of Mycena indigotica, 3420 nucleotides long. RefSeq lists its product as uncharacterized. The record is from RefSeq and is a predicted model, not a curated record. Bases 1 to 3420 code for a protein of 1139 amino acids. The transcript has 11 exons. NCBI's taxonomy places the organism in Eukaryota, Fungi, Basidiomycota, Agaricomycetes, Agaricales, Mycenaceae.